Messenger RNA from Lineus longissimus, 3782 nucleotides. RefSeq lists its product as uncharacterized. Gene Ontology annotation, molecular function: protein binding. The record is from RefSeq and is a predicted model, not a curated record. Bases 361 to 1347 code for a protein of 328 amino acids. NCBI's taxonomy places the organism in Eukaryota, Metazoa, Nemertea, Pilidiophora, Heteronemertea, Lineidae. The transcript is spliced from 10 exons.
GGUAUUAUGGUAAUGGUACAGGAUAGCUACUCAGUCUAGUCUCAUGCAUGGCCAUGCAAAUUGCAAAUGUAGGCCUAUGCUAUCCUUAAAUUCUUCACCAGAACAUCAGUUUCUUCCAUUGCAUCAUUGUCACAUCAAUACAUUGACGUCUAAUUUCAAGCAAUGAUGCAAAAAUGUUGUGAGAAGAAGCUGAAAUCGACAAGAAAUGUGAAUUUAAAUGUGGUAUCGUAAAUGGGUUCCUGCUGAGUAUUUUGCAUUUCAAGCUACAGUGGAGCCAUCUACAGUAUAGUACAGUAACUAAGACGGAUCACUCCUUGCCAACUCGGCUUGCCCGUAAACUUGAACUGAAUCACUGAAACUAUGAAUUCCAAAUGCACUGGAAAUAAGUCGUGGCAGUGCACUGACGGCACCUGCGUAGAUAACUAUUCUUCCUGCGUUAGUCCGAGCUCAGAAUGUAGGGGUACGCUCAAUCGGUACUACUGUGGACUUCUUAAUGGAGAUAACUGUGUUUACAAUGAUCUUAGUUGCAUGAGAGAGUGUGGCAUGAAUUCAGACACAAUACAUAAGUUUGACCGUCCCUGUCCAGGCUUCCCUGGAAAGUGUACUUGGUUGUCUUUUUAUUGCCCUUUUUCAUGUGGUGGUGAUAAAGUCAAGUGUCCACAGAGUAACAGGUGUGAAAAGACAUUGGCGUUUUGUGAUCCUUGUUUCACUUUCCGAUGUGCAAAUACAGGGAUUUGUAUUGCCAGUUACAAACAGUGUAAUGGAUUCAAUGACUGUGGAGACUAUUCAGAUGAAAGGAAUUGUGGGUCUUCAGGGUCAGGGUCGUCAGGGUCAGGGUCAUCAGGGAGAGACACGACGGAUGUCAGUGGCCCAGUAGCGGACACCAUGCCUAUUGCCGUUGGAGUCUCUGUCAGCGUAGGAGUGUUCAUUUUGAUACUUGUGUGUAUUCUCUGCAUGGUACGAAAAAGGAACACGAAUCGUGGAGGACGUGGAACAGUUUUGUCACCGCGUCAACGUGGUGGUGGGCCUACCGGAGGACCAACGAUAGUUGGAGCAACCCCAAUUGCCAGACCUCCACAAAUAGCAAGCGCUACAAGUCCUCAUGGAUCGAACUCACAGCUUCUUCCUCCCGGUCAGUUACCGUUCGCAGUGGUUCCAUCGGCACCCGGUUCUUCUCAUAGUCUUAAUAGCGCUAGCAGUCAUCCUGCAGCACCACCCCCUUCCUAUGAUGAAGUAGUUGACAACGACAGGCAGUUCAGGAUAGCAGAUACACAGCUUCCAAGUUAUGCAGAUUCAGAGCACAUCCCUCCUGUCAACCCAAAUUAUACAAGCACUAGCAGCGUAUGACGGUAUUAACCCUUGCACUGCUGAUAGACAUUGGCGCCCUCUUGUGGCGAGGAAAAAAGCAACGUGACGACAAGCUUCUAAAGGACAUUAAUUCACAUGGGGAUUCAGAGACGUUUUAUUAACUUACGAAUGCAAAGUGGGAUACACUUUACUACCGGGAUAUGGGCAGUUCAGCGAAAUCUUUUUGUGCAGGAUGUAAAGUGUAUUCAGUCUUAUAAAUUCUGACAUUUGCCAAUGUGACGCAAUGGUAUAUAUCCAAAACUCAGUUUUGCUGUGAUAAAGGUUGAAAAUGACUUGCCAGAAUCCAGAAGUUUUCGCAACAAUUUCUGUACAUAUAUCAGUGGAUGAACUAAAACCUCUAUGUAAACUGUAAGAUAUACCAUGUAAUGCUAGAUAUAUUGUGGAUAUAUAAUGUUAGAUAUAUAAUUUCUGUUGCAGUUCUAUUUUUAAAUGGUGUAUCGCCAUUUCGCCUACAAUCAUUUCGCCUACAACCAUUUCGCCUACAAUCAUUUCGCCUAUAACCAUUUCGCCUUCAGCCAUUUUGCCUAUAACCAUUUCGCCUAUUACCCAUUUCGCCUACUAGCCAUUUUGCCUACUUGUCAAUUCGCCUACUAGCCAUUUCCCCUACUUGUCUUUUCGCCUACUAGCCAUUUCGCCUACUUUUACUGCUAUUUUUGUUUUUUUAUGAAUUGGAAGGAAAGUAGAACUUUCUGGAUAUUUGUAUUGAACAGAGGUGGUUUGAGGCAAAUUUUUAGCUGGCAGAUAGGAGUACGGUCACUAUACAUUAGCAGAAAAUUAGUUAGUUUGCUUAUGUUGUGUGACACACUUUAUAGUGAUCCAAUUAAUCCAGUAACCGAAUUAGAGCUUCAACAACAACAAAUUAGUGUAUGAUGAUUGGGACUCUAAAAGGGAAAUGGGAUACAAUCCUCUGCUACAGUAGGCCUACAUGGGGCCAAACAUAUUUUUUUGACAGAUACCAAAUAAAUGUGGUGGAUUUGCAAAUCCUCUGCAACAGUAGGUAUAAGGCCUGAUAACUUAUAUUUUUUACUGAUACUGGUAUCAAUAUGGAGGAUUUAAAACAAAUAUAUUCAGAAUUAUGUGAAAUGGCAUUUUCUGUAUGUAGGCGAAAUGGCAGUAGGCGAAAUGGCGAGUAGGCGAAAUGGUGGGUAGGCGAAAUGGCAGGUAGGCAAAAUGGCUGUAGGCGAAAUGGCAUUUUUUGGUAGGCAAAAUGACUGUAGGCGAAAUGAUUGUAGGCGAAAUGGCGAUAAACCAUUUAAAUUCUAUAUUUGAACUAGGAAGACCGUAAGAGCUGUUGGUGAAGACUUAAAUCAUUCCAUAUACAUUGUAUUUGUAAAAUAUAAAAUAUAUUUAAAUAUGUGUAAGAUAUAAAGUAUAAUCAUCUCUGGCUAAAGGAUCCACAUGUCCCAUUUGCAUACUCGCAUAACCUGUGGUUUUCAGUUUUUGCACAAUGUUGACUCUUUCGGCUGAGCCGGUAACAAUAGUUGAAAAUACAAGUAAUACUAAAUGUGAUUUAGAUUUGGCGACAGUCUUUCAUGAUACUGUUUAAACUCAUGUACAUCAUGUAUAUAUUCGUAGUCAAAGUUGUAGGCGUUUUAAGCAAUGUUUUACGUUUUCUUACAACUUACUGUGCUUAAAUUUAAAUUUUUUUAAUUUAAAAAUUUAAUUUUUUUUUUUUACUGUAAUUAUUUUUCACAGGGUUAUAGUGGGUACAUAGGCCUACAUGUAAAUUAUCUUUAUACUUAGCUUUCAACCCUUUUGGGACUGUGCCAUUUAUAAUGAACCAAUUUUUUGUAUAUACAUGUAUAUACAGGUGCGGUAUUUAUACGUAUUUAGGCACAUGUGCAUAUAAAAAAAACUUGUUUUCACCCUAUUUUACGCGGUCAAAUUUGCUGUUCUUAUGAGCACAUGCACCAAUAAAAUUAUGUUAAUGCAUGAGUACUGGUAUGAUCAGUAUGUACAUGGAUGUACGUAAUCUUGGAUACAUUUUUGCCCAUUCUUAUGGGCAUGCGCUAAUAUUCAAGCGCACCCUGAAUAUAAGCGUAGUGUGCCUAACUACGCCUAAAUACAGAAAUUAGUUAGUUUUGCUCCUAAAGGCAGCAAAAAUUUGCUGAGAAUCUCAAUUUUGAAAAAUCCGUCUAUAUUGUUAAUGCGAUUUUACACACGUGAACUUAUGAUCAUUCCUGCCUUUGCUAUUUUGGCACCUACAGUCCAAGUCACAAAUGACAUCCAUCCAACUCGGCGCAUAUGUUGUGGUCAAUGACGCACCAGUGACGCGUUUAUCUCUCUCUGGGUUAAUGCAUAUCACGUAGCGGUGACAAAGCCUGUAUCUAAGGAUGGUAUUUUUAUUUAUAUUGUUUAAACAUUUUCAUAUGCAUUGAUGAAUGAAUAAACAUAAUGGUAACUCUACUUGUUCA